CCCCUGUCGCUGAAUUCGCCGUCGCUGUUGUAGCCGCCGCCGCUGCUGCCGCUGUCGCUGCUGGAGAAAGAGCACGAGCCGGAGAGCCCUAGAGUGAAACCCACCAUCGGGCUGGCUGGUGUGCCCGCUGCACCUUUCUUCUCCCCCGGCCCCUGCCCUCUCCCCCCACAGGUGCCAUCCGUCGCCAUCCGCCCUCUCUACCCCCCCAUCCUCAGGUGAGGGGGGUGAGUUCGAGAAGCCGAGACCCCGAGGAACCCAGCAGGGGCACCAUUUGCAGCGCAACAUGGCAGGAGCUGGAGGAGGGAAUGAUAUUCAGUGGUGUUUUUCUCAGGUGAAAGGAGCAGUAGAUGAUGAUGUAGCAGAAGGAGGGUAUGAUUCCAUUCCAUUUUAUCCAAACAUGAUAUCAGAUUAUCCAGGAACAAGUUAUAAAGAAGGGAGACUGGUUCCAGAACACAUCUCUGGAAAUUACCCUAUGGACCUUGACUCUAAUGGCAACAUUACAAUCAGACAUAAUUUCUACGGUAGAGUUUAAUCAUUCUGGAGAGUUACUAGCAACAGGAGAUAAAGGUGGUAGAGUCGUCAUCUUUCAACAGGAGCAGGAGAACAAAAUCCAAUCCCAUAGCAGAGGAGAAUACAAUGUUUACAGCACCUUUCAGAGCCAUGAACCAGAGUUUGACUACUUGAAAAGUUUAGAAAUAGAAGAAAAGAUCAACAAAAUUAGGUGGUUACCCCAGAAAAAUGCUGCUCAGUUUCUAUUGUCUACUAAUGAUAAAACAAUAAAAUUAUGGAAAAUCAGUGAAAGGGACAAAAGACCAGAAGGGUAUAAUUUGAAAGAGGAAGAUGGAAGGUAUAGAGAUCCUACUACCGUUACUACACUACGAGUACCAGUCUUUAGGCCCAUGGAUCUAAUGGUUGAGGCCAGUCCACGAAGAAUAUUUGCCAAUGCUCACACAUAUCACAUCAACUCAAUUUCUAUUAAUAGUGAUUAUGAAACUUAUUUAUCUGCAGAUGAUUUGCGGAUUAAUCUUUGGCAUCUGGAAAUUACAGACAGGAGUUUUAAUAUCGUGGAUAUUAAGCCUGCCAACAUGGAAGAGCUAACAGAAGUGAUUACAGCAGCAGAAUUCCAUCCAAAUAGCUGUAACACAUUUGUAUACAGCAGCAGUAAAGGCACUAUUCGGUUAUGUGACAUGAGGGCGUCUGCGCUCUGUGAUAGGCAUUCUAAAUUGUUUGAAGAACCAGAAGACCCCAGUAACAGGUCAUUUUUUUCUGAAAUCAUCUCUUCUAUUUCUGAUGUAAAAUUCAGCCAUAGUGGUCGAUAUAUGAUGACUAGAGACUAUUUGUCAGUCAAAAUUUGGGACUUAAAUAUGGAAAACAGGCCUGUGGAAACAUAUCAGGUGCAUGAAUACCUUAGAAGUAAACUUUGUUCACUCUAUGAAAAUGACUGCAUAUUUGACAAAUUUGAAUGUUGUUGGAAUGGAUCUGACAGUGUUGUCAUGACUGGAUCUUACAAUAAUUUCUUCAGAAUGUUUGACAGGAAUACAAAGCGAGAUAUAACUCUAGAAGCAUCACGGGAAAACAAUAAACCUCGCACAGUUUUGAAGCCUCGGAAAGUCUGUGCGAGUGGCAAGCGAAAGAAAGAUGAAAUAAGUGUUGACAGCCUAGACUUCAACAAGAAAAUCCUUCAUACAGCCUGGCACCCCAAGGAAAAUAUCAUUGCUGUAGCUACUACAAACAAUCUGUAUAUAUUUCAAGACAAAGUGAAUUAGGGUUGGCAUUCCUAGGAGAGGAGCCCACUUCCUGCUUAGUUGAGAUAGUUGAAAUCUAGCAUUCGUACCUAUAAAAGAGAGAGGUCCAUCGUGGUGCCCCUUUCCAGUGUUUGACAGUGUGCCAUUUGACAACACAUUUUUGUAUAGCUACAUGGAGAAAGCUCUGUGGGUUCAUCACUUGGUGUUCUCCAUGUCUGCUAGCCAUUUAGGUAAGGGUAGGGCACUUUUAAUUUAAAUGACUUCUUGCACCAUCUUGCCUAAUGGACUAGAUUGGACUGUAUCAACAUUGAUUUACUCCACUUUUUAUGCCUUCCAUUGUGAUGAUGUCAAACACAGUGAAAGCCUUCAGUCAUGCUAUGGGAUUUAAUUGUGUAUCCUCAUUACUGUAUCAUUGUGGGGUACACCCUUCCUUCCCCUUUUUUAAAUUAAAUACAGCUCAUUCUUACUGUGGCUUGUAGCAUUCCUCCUCUCUGACCUCCUGGACUCUCCCCGUCAUCUCUCUGACCUUUGCCCCACCCACCUGGUCUUGGUGGUGGUAUAUUACAAAAAGAAUGAAAGCACACAAAAUGAGUCAGUUUGGGGUUAGUGGUAAAGGGGGUAUAUGUUGCGAACAAAUGUUUUAAUAACAGUUGGCUGUAAUCACUCCUUGCCAUGUAUGGCACUGAAAAUAAGGAAAAAAACUACUACUGAAUAAAAGUGACAAAGAAUGGAGAA
Molecule: messenger RNA, 2480 nt
Organism: Ochotona princeps (American pika)
Lineage: Eukaryota; Metazoa; Chordata; Mammalia; Lagomorpha; Ochotonidae
Gene: PPP2R2A
Product: protein phosphatase 2 regulatory subunit Balpha
Exons: 11
Coding region: 489-1766 (425 amino acids)
Biological process (GO): peptidyl-serine dephosphorylation
Cellular component (GO): protein phosphatase type 2A complex; cytosol
Molecular function (GO): protein phosphatase regulator activity; protein binding
Source: RefSeq, a predicted model, not a curated record